AGUCAGUCCCUGGUGAGAUGUGUCUAUGUGACUUGCUCUUGAAGCCGCUGAAGAGAAUUUCUUGAAGCCUCUUUUUAAGUUCUUCAGAAGAGAGAUGGCACAAACUGGACUUAGGAUUUUUCUACUCAUAAGUAUUUUACUGCUGGAUCAGACCAUCAGCCAGGCUUCCAAAUUCAAAGCCAGGAAGCACAGCAAACGGAGAGUGAAAGAAAAAGAUGACCUAAAGACUCAGAUUGACAAGUUGUGGCGAGAAGUAAAUGCUCUCAAAGAAAUGCAAGCACUUCAAACAGUCUGUCUUCGUGGGACAAAGGCCCAUAAGAAGUGCUACCUCAUAUCAGAAGGCAUCAAGCAUUUUCAUGAAGCCAAUGAAGACUGCAUAGCCAAGGGAGGGACACUGGCUAUCCCAAGGAAUAGCGAUGAAACAAAUACUCUUCAAGACUACGGCAAGAAAAGCAUGCCUGGAGUGUCUGAGUUUUGGCUGGGUGUCAAUGACAUGGUAAAUGAAGGGAAGUUUGUUGAUGUCAAUGGCAUGGCUCUACAGUACUUCAACUGGGAUCGAGCCCAACCAAAUGGGGGGAAGCGUGAAAAUUGUGUCUUUUUUUCAUCACAAGGCAAGUGGGUGGAUGAAGUCUGCCGUACUGCCAAAAGAUAUAUCUGUGAAUUUCUGAUCCCAUAAUUCCAUACACAAAUGACCACGACCAUGUUUUGGGUUAUUAAUAUGCAGUUUUGCUUGUUAGUAGCCCCUCCCACUUAGACAGUGGUGAAUUAAAAGUAUCCAUCUCCUGCCUUGUACUCACUCUUUCCUGAAACAGGGUUUUCCUUUAUUAAUUUAUUUUCUAUUCAGAUGCUUAAAAUGUUAUAUUUAGUGAGUGCUCUCAGCAUGUACAGGAAUAUAUAUUAUGUUUUGAUCUAUACUGUAUCAUAUUUUGCCAUAUUAUUUCAGCCUGAUGUUCGGGUUGCUGGAAUUCACCUCUGUUUCUGAACUUUGUAUGUCCAUGGUAGGAGGGUAUUUGCUUGGUCUCAGAUCUCUAAUUUAUUGGAAAUUUACAGAAGGUUGCCACAUGGGGCCAUGUGCUAAUAGAAGAUGAAGGGGUCCUCUUAGCCCCAGCGUGUAAGGAGGACUCUGGCAUAAUGUAAGCUCCUGUGAAAAAUGGCCAUCAUCCUUAUGGAGUUUAACAGGAAAGAUCUGUGACCAAGUUUUACCUAUGGGUUAAGAAAGUUAAACAAAAUGAAAACCUGAUAUUAAUUUUUAAACUACAUGGAGUAAAAAGCGAUACACUGCUAGAAAAUGGAGGAAAUAGCUGUUCUAAACAUCAGUUAGUCUAAAUAUGUUUGCUUCUAAAUGUCUCAAUUAUGGUUAGAUAUUAGAUGUUAUUUAGAAGACUCCCGUAGAAGAAAGUGACCUGGGACUAGAUCAUACCUCUAGGAUGUAAUGCCUUAGUAAUGCCUUAGUAAGAUGUGCAAAAGCCUCUCCUGCAGGAUCAGAAGGAGGCUUUAUAAUUCAGACUGUAACACUGUGUGAAUGCAUGAACAGAGGGGAAGGGUUCCUCUCUCUCCAUAUUGCAGGUAGCAUGCCUGACUGGCACAAAGGAAUGGGGCCAAACCAUCGCUCAUUUGGCCACAUGUAAAUUCUUCAGUUUAACACCCAACAUUUGAAAAUGAAGUAAAAUAUGCUGGUUGUUCUUUUGCUGUUCUUAACAUCUCAAUAUAGAUUUGCCUUCAUGUUAGAAACUGCAGUUUCUCUGUUGUGUAAGGGAAUUUCAGUUAAUGAUUUAAAUAUAUUGUUGCUUGAAGGCUAUUUUCUACUUUUUCUCUUUUAAUUGUGCAGAUUUUCUUAAUUUGUGCAAUAAAUGUGCAAUUACUGGUAUUU
This is a messenger RNA of Cygnus atratus (black swan), 1870 nucleotides long. It is a transcript of the gene CLEC3A, whose product is annotated as C-type lectin domain family 3 member A. Bases 95 to 676 code for a protein of 193 amino acids. Lineage: Eukaryota; Metazoa; Chordata; Aves; Anseriformes; Anatidae. The record is from RefSeq and is a predicted model, not a curated record. Gene Ontology annotation, biological process: ossification. The transcript has 3 exons.